Messenger RNA from Branchiostoma belcheri (Belcher's lancelet), 589 nucleotides. RefSeq lists its product as uncharacterized. The record is from RefSeq and is a predicted model, not a curated record. The transcript has 4 exons. The coding region runs from base 8 to 472 and encodes 154 amino acids. Lineage: Eukaryota; Metazoa; Chordata; Leptocardii; Amphioxiformes; Branchiostomatidae.
UGUCAUCAUGGCGUCUCGCUGGCGACACUGGGAUGCCGGGUGCCAUGACAGCCUCCAGACUGUUCUACAGUUCCAAUCCUUACAACAGUCCUCAGAAACAGACGGGUCUUUCAAUGGACAGGACAGCAGUGACGAGGAACUACAGGCGGUCCCAACACCAGGUUUGGGGAGGGGCAUCACCAGACCUCCAGCUGCAUCGAUAAGACUUCCCCCAAACCUGGCCUACCCAGAGCCAAGGAAAACAGUAGAGAACAAUGUGGCGCCCCUGCCAUUGAGCUACCCAGCAUCCUCUUCUUCAUCUCUUAACUGUCCAUUGGCCAAUCAGUUUGAGGAUGACUGGAGAAUUCAGGAAACCAAGCAGAAGUUAUGUAGGGUUGGUGUUGGGCGGGGAAGGGGUAGAGUCAGAUCAGAGGUACUCGGCAAAACUCCAGGCAAAGCAACUGACAACGGCUACGUCUUCAGGUUAGUGUGAUUCUUACAGAGUUACCAAUGACUCUCCUUGUUUGCAGUAUAGAUUGUAUGUUUGGGCCUUAAAGGAAUCCAAUGCAAUUUCAGGGACUCCGAGGCAAAACAAAAAGGACAUUCUGGA